Messenger RNA from Anoplopoma fimbria (sablefish), 2371 nucleotides. RefSeq names its product carbonic anhydrase 1. Gene Ontology annotation, biological process: carbon dioxide transport. Gene Ontology annotation, molecular function: carbonate dehydratase activity; zinc ion binding. The record is from RefSeq and is a predicted model, not a curated record. Gene Ontology annotation, cellular component: cytoplasm. The transcript is spliced from 7 exons. Bases 109 to 891 code for a protein of 260 amino acids. Lineage: Eukaryota; Metazoa; Chordata; Actinopteri; Perciformes; Anoplopomatidae.
UAUAAGGUCUGCAGCUGUCAGGUGGAGGACACUGGCUGCUUUGCACCGGGGAACGACUUGCUUUAGGGAAUAAUCACAGCUCCAGACACCAGUACAACCAAACUAACCAUGUCUCAUGCUUGGGGAUACGCAGCGACCAACGGACCAGACAAAUGGGCUGAUAACUUCCCUAUUGCCAAUGGACCCCGCCAGUCUCCCAUUGACAUCCUACCUGGUGCGUCCGGAUACGACGCGGGGCUGAAGCCGCUCAGCCUGAAGUACGACCCCUCCACCUGCCUGGAGAUCCUCAACAAUGGACAUUCCUUCCAAGUGACCUUCGCAGAUGACACCGACAGCUCAACUCUGAAAGACGGGCCCAUCUCAGGGACCUACAGGCUCAAGCAGUUUCAUUUCCACUGGGGAGCUUCUGACGACAAAGGCUCUGAGCACACCGUGGCCGGGACCAAGUAUCCUGCUGAGCUCCAUCUGGUGCACUGGAACACCAAAUACGCCAGUUUUGGAGAGGCUGCUAGCAAACCUGAUGGGCUCGCUGUUGUUGGAGUUUUCCUGCAGAUUGGUGAUGCAAAUGCCAGUCUCCAGAAGGUUCUCGACACCUUUAGUGACAUCAAGGCCAAAGGCAAGCAGACCACUUUCUCUGGCUUCGACCCUUCCACAUUGCUUCCUGGUUGCCUAGACUACUGGACCUAUGAUGGCUCCCUGACCACCCCCCCUCUGCUGGAGAGCGUUACCUGGAUUGUCUGCAAAGAGCCAAUCAGUGUCAGCUGUGAGCAGAUGGCCAAAUUCCGCAGCCUGCUCUUCUCUGCUGAGGGCGAGACCGAGUGCUGCAUGGUGGACAACUACCGGCCUCCCCAGCCGCUCAAGGGUCGCUCUGUCCGUGCUUCCUUCAAGUAAAACCCCUUCCCCCCUUUUUGGCCCUUUCUGCCCUUUUGGCCCUCUCCCUUCCCCCUCCUUUUAGUCAGAGUUACCUCUCUUGCAGUGAGCCACAAAGCACACAUAUCUCUUUCCGUCCAAUUUUAUAAAAAUAAAUGUAAUUCCUGUGGCCCAUUGCUUUACAUGCUGGGCAUUUUAACUGUUCGAUGAAGCACUUGCAGGAUUUGAAGGUUUCUAUGUAAGUCAUGAGCCGGCAAAGAUACCCUGACAUAAUUUAUUCGAAAAGACAAGCACUUCCACAAUGGCUGCUACACGUUUAACUAGGAUUCAGCAUCUUGUGCCAAUGUUUUUAGAGAUAUAUCACGGGUGUGUAGGUCUGUUUUGUGUCAACAAAGACCAAAAGGUUUAAAAAAAUGAAGAUGAGCUUUAGUCAAAAUGGUGCCAGCAGGAAGCAGAAUGCACAAGCUAUUCGCAGUAGGCGAAGGGGGGAGGAUGAGACUACAUCACCAUCUGUGAGGAGGGUAAGGUGGAGAUAAAAAAAGAAACACACACACACACACACUGGACACACACACUCCCGCUGCCAGUCUGUCUGUAAUCUCUGUCUGACUGCCAGCCUCUGCAUCACAGCAGCUUAAUGAAACGCUGCAGCCGCCUCCAUCGCAAACGAUGGACUCAGAAAAUCCCCCUCUGGCACACACACACACACACACACACAACAUGGCACGCUCAGCCUCGUGCAGACAUGAUGCCUAUAGGCGCUGACCUGCUUACUGAUUUGAAUGCAGAGUAAAGCAACAGAGGACAUAAGGACAGGCUGCUGCUAGUAGAUACAGAACAUCAGGACAAUGGCUCAUUUCUGUUGUUUUUUGCAGCCUAAUCUUUAAAUCUUUCAUGUGUUUGUCAUCCUGUGUUUUUUUUAUUAGUAGUAUGUCUUUUCUUUUUUAACCUGAAAGCUUAUGCAAAAUAAGUCUUAAGUGAUUCCUGAAUUAUGUUUUUGUAAGCAAAACCUGCUGCAUUUUGAUGCCGUGGCAAAAUAGCAAUAGAGAAGAAUGAUCCUCCUUUUUCAAAAUGUGUUUUGUGUAAAAGAAAUCCCUCCAUGAGUUGUUCUGAAACCCCAGCGUGUCGAGUGCUAAAGCUUAAAAACGCACAGUCGCCUUAUGGGCGAAGCCAUAGCGGCUAAUGCACAAAGCCAAGGAAUAAAUUACCCUGCCAAGGAAGACCGGGAUGAAAAGAAGCUGCCAGUGGAUCAGAUUAGAGUGUCAGCCUGGUGUCAGGGCCUGUAUAGGAGGAGGACUAACAAAAGACCAUGAGAUGUCCUCCAGACCUCUGGUGUUGGCCCUGUAUGCAUUUCUGAAACAAUAAAGAAAGAUUGUAAUCGACAUAAAAAGGAAUAAAAUGCCUUAUACCAAUCAUUGUUAGGGACAUCCCAUGAGUGUGUGUUGUUGUCAUUCUAUUUUGGAAGUGGACGUUUUAGAAGUAAAAUAAAUAUAUUUUAUGA